Molecule: messenger RNA, 792 nt
Organism: Capronia coronata CBS 617.96
Lineage: Eukaryota; Fungi; Ascomycota; Eurotiomycetes; Chaetothyriales; Herpotrichiellaceae
Exons: 5
Coding region: 1-792 (263 amino acids)
Molecular function (GO): calcium ion binding; monooxygenase activity
Source: RefSeq, a predicted model, not a curated record
AUGGCAAAGCAUAUGCUCGGCCUGACAAACAAUGUUGAUGUUGACUUGUCCGUGAAGCGCUGCCCGCCAUCACAAGCCCGAGUUCCUGCUGCCGAUCUCGACAAAUACAUCGACAAGCCUGGACUUGCACGCGCAAAUCUAGCAGUAUCAACUGAUGUUCCUCAUGGCUCGACGGCUAAUGGAUAUGCCUCCAAGUACAAAGACUACACCGUCCUCCAGCAGCACGUCCUCUUUUGGGAUCGAGAUGGCGACGGAGUAAUAUGGCCGCAUGACACAUACAUCGGGUUUCGCGAACUCGGGUUCAGUAUAUUGUUUUCAUUCCUGUCAGUCCUCAUCGUCAAUGGCAACUUCUCUUACCCUACGCGGCUUGCGCACUCCUACAUCCCAGAUCCCUUCUUUAGGGUAUACGUGGACAGCAUACACAAAGCAAAGCACGGCUCCGACAGCGGUACCUACGAUCCAGAAGGACGUUUUAUCCCUCAACUUUUCGAGAACCUUUUCGCCAAAUGGGACAAGGAUAAUGACGGAGCGCUGGGACUGGGUGAGCUGUUCAGUAUGAUGAAGGGUCACAGGUGUGCAGCAGACCCUUUUGGCUGGGGUGCCAGCUUCUUCGAAUGGGGCACAACAUGGCUUCUCCUACAGAAGGAUGGUAAGGUCUACAAGGAGGACCUCCGUCAACUCUAUGAUGGUUCGCUUUUCUGGCGCAUCAGAGAGCAGAGACAGGGCGGCAAAGGAUGGAAUCAGGGGUUCGGUCUCGGAGGAGACUGGUUCAUCGGCGGUACAAAGAUAUAA